GCCGUUUAAGUACAAUUCCAUUCCCCAUCCCUCCACACGGUUACCCGCCACGAAGAGUCUGCCGAAUUCUUUCUUUCUUCCUUCCUCCCUUCCUUUCCCCUCUGCUCUAGCAGCCGCCGUCUUUGACGCGAUUACCGGACGACACCAAUCUAUUCAGCCGUCGAUUCCAAUUCCCACGUCGAUUCGUAAGUUAAUUUAUUCGACGUUGGCCGUUGGUUUCGCGGGGGUUUUCCUUUCUUUUCGCCCAGGAAUCUGUAUGAGCCCGCUUCGCCUGCGGAUUUCCUCGAUCUUCUCCGUAUCAAGAGUAAUGGCGGAAGAACUGGGAUCCUCUGCUUCCGCCACCGCCGCCCCUGCUAGCCAGAGUUCAAAUCCGGGGGCAUCGUCAUGGGCGAAGACGAGGUCCUUGUGGCCUUCCGUUCUCCGGUGGAUUCCAACUUCGACCGACCACAUCAUUGCCGCCGAGAAGCGCCUUCUUUCCAUCGUCAAGACUCCAUAUGUUCAAGAGAAAGUGAAUAUAGGUUCAGGGCCGCCAGGUUCCAAAGUCAGGUGGUUUCGUUCUUCAAGUAACGAGGAGAGGUUCAUCAACACGGUUACAUUCGACAGUAAAGAGGGUGCUCCUACACUUGUCAUGGUCCAUGGAUAUGGUGCUUCACAAGGGUUCUUCUUCCGGAAUUUCGAUGCUCUUGCUGCAAAGUUCAAGGUCAUUGCAAUUGACCAGCUAGGUUGGGGUGGAUCCAGUCGACCUGACUUUACUUGCAAGAGCACUGAAGAGACAGAGGCAUGGUUUAUCGACUCUUUUGAGGAAUGGCGAAAAGCUAAGAACUUGGAUAACUUCAUCUUGCUUGGCCAUUCUUUCGGGGGUUACGUAGCUGCUAAAUAUGCUCUUAAGCAUCCUGAGCAUGUUCAACACUUGAUUUUGGUGGGAUCUGCUGGAUUUUCAUCCGAAGCUGAUUCCAAGUCCGAAUGGCUUACCAAAUUCAGAGCGACUUGGAAAGGUGCAAUCAUGAAUCAUUUAUGGGAGUCGAAUUUCACUCCUCAAAAAUUAGUUAGAGGUUUAGGUCCUUGGGGUCCGGAUAUGGUUCGAAGAUACACGUCUGCUAGAUUUGGUGCAUAUGCAAAUGGAGAGAUGUUGAAUGAAACCGAGUCCAAGUUGCUAACAGAUUAUGUUUACCAUACUUUGGCGGCCAAGGCAAGUGGAGAGCUAUGCCUAAAGUAUAUAUUUUCCUUCGGAGCAUUCGCUCGAAUGCCCCUAUUGCAAAGGGCGUCAGAGUGGAAAGUACCGACGACAUUCAUAUAUGGAGUUCAGGAUUGGAUGAACUAUAAGGGCGCCCAAGAAGCUCGCAAGGAGAUGAAAGUCCCUUGUGAAAUAAUCAGGGUUCCUCAGGGAGGGCACUUUGUGUUCAUAGACAACCCAGUCGGUUUCCAUUCAGCCGUGCUCUACGCCUGCAGAAAGUUCAUCUCUAGUAAACCGGAUAGUGAAUCCCUUCCUGAAGAUCUUACCCUGGUAUAGUAGAGGACUGGUCUUCUGUAUCUUUCUCAAUUUAUAUUUCUCAAGUUGUGCAUAAACCUCAAGUUGAAGUUGCAACAUUUUGUAUCCAUGUAGUGUAUUAUGCUGUACCAUAUGACUAUGAGUGUAUGCUUCAGAUUCUGAGACUAAUAAAAAUCAUUUACAACAAAGCCAAUUGGAUAAAAGAGUGACUUCCAAUUUCCUGAGGUCCCCAGGUGAAAAGAGAGUGAGGUGUAAAAUUACGGCAGUUGGGAAGUGAAAAGAUUUUGACAGUGAUGCAUGGGAGCGGUGAAAGAAAGAGUGUCACUUUUU
Messenger RNA from Linum trigynum, 1819 nucleotides. NCBI's taxonomy places the organism in Eukaryota, Viridiplantae, Streptophyta, Magnoliopsida, Malpighiales, Linaceae. The record is from the annotation of a GenBank genome assembly.